AUGAAGCAGCAGCUAGGGACUCACUCGCUGACGUAUUUUCGCCUGGGCAUUUCAGAUCCCAGCCAUGGGAUCACUGAAUCUCUUUCUCAUCCCAUCAUUGCAUAGAGUGUCUCUUGGCAGGAGGAGCCGUGGGCUCCGUGGACGGUGGAGAACCCCUUGCCUGGUCCCUGGGAGAGGUACACUCAGCUGCCGAGGGGCUGGGGCUGGCGCAUCUGUAGUCACCGCGAUCACUCAGGUGGGGAAGGCAGCAGAGAUGAAUGUUUCACACCAGGGUUUCACACUUACCAGAGGAUGACGGGCUAGGAGUUGCUAGAGGACAGAAGCACCACAUUUGUCCAGCAUGCCUAUGAUGGACAAGAUUUCAUUAUCUUAAAUAAAGAUACCGUUUUCUGGAUGGCUACAGAUAAUAUGGCUCACAUCACCAAGUGGGCAUGGGAGGCCAAUUGGCAUGAGUUACAAUAUCAAAAGAACUAGCUGGAAGGAGAACGUAUUACCUCAUUAAAGAGGUUCCUGGAGUAUGGGGAGCUACUUACAAGGACAGGUAAAGAAAAGGGAGAACAUCAGGUCCCCAGAGCCCUUGGUGUAUAUAGAACUUCCUCUAAUCUAGGUUAUAGUCACCCUAUUCUGAAAUCCAUCUUAGGACAGAAUAUGGCUCAACUCCACAUUCGUCAUGGAACCUAUCGGACAUGGGUAUCAGUUGAGCUGGAUCCUCAGAGCGGCGACCUCUACUCUACCCAAGCAGACUGUGGCCUCUGCGUGGUUCUUCAAGUCCCCCAGGAUAAGGACGGGUUGUGGCUGUCUGGGGAGUGAGAGGGAGGGAAAGGGCAGAGCAGGAAACAUUGUGUGCUUUUUUAAAUCAGUGGUUCUCUUGCUCUUUGGCCUUAGAGCUCCUUUAUUCUUAAUUAUUGAGGACACCAAAGAGCUUUUGUUUCUGUGGGAUAUAUCUAUUGCUAUUUACUGUAUUAUAAAUUAAACAUUAAAAAGAUGUUUAAGUACAAGAAAACACAAGCUCAUAUCUAUUGACCGUCAGAGAGAUGAUGUCAUCAUGUGUCAGGUAGCCUCCAGAAAACUCCACUGGGCACAUGUGAGAAAUGGAGAUGAAAACAAACAGGGAAAUCAUGACUUAGACCUCACGGACUCCCUGAAAGGGUCUUGAGGCCCCUGGGGCAUUCACAUCACACUUUGAGAACUGCCGUUCCUCUGUUUUCAUUUAUCAUCCUACCCGGAGCUGUGAAGUGAGAAGUGUCAGUAAGAUAAGUAGGGCUGGGCUUCCUGCUGAUCACAGGGACAAGUCCCUAAAAGUUGACAGAGAAGGGGAGGAGGGCUUGUGGAGUUUUCCUCACUUACUGGCUUUCAGAACCAGAAACGAUAGGCUGAGGGUCCAUUGUGGGAGGGGCUGGAGUUGGCGUGGGGGGGGGGGGGAGCGGGGGAGGGUCCGCAGAAGACCCCAUGGC
Molecule: messenger RNA, 1454 nt
Organism: Mirounga angustirostris (Northern elephant seal)
Lineage: Eukaryota; Metazoa; Chordata; Mammalia; Carnivora; Phocidae
Product: major histocompatibility complex class I-related gene protein
Biological process (GO): immune response; antigen processing and presentation of endogenous peptide antigen via MHC class Ib; positive regulation of T cell mediated cytotoxicity
Cellular component (GO): external side of plasma membrane
Source: RefSeq, a predicted model, not a curated record